Mycena citricolor is the source of this 535-nucleotide messenger RNA. The record is from the annotation of a GenBank genome assembly. Lineage: Eukaryota; Fungi; Basidiomycota; Agaricomycetes; Agaricales; Mycenaceae.
UCCUCUUUCCCUUAACACUACCACAAUUGACAUGUCUGCCUACCCCGCAUUCGCUAUGGGAGGUCUCUGCAUGAUGGGCGGUGUCGCCGGCUUUGCGCGGACACGUAGCGUGCCCUCCCUUGCGGCCGGACUCGGUGUCGGAGCCUUAUACAUGUGGGCUGGAGACCGCAUUCGACGAGGGCAGCCGAACGGGCUCGAGGGUGCGAUUGGUGCAUCUGCGGUCCUCUUCCUGUCAUCUGCUCCACGACUGCGCCGCGGUGGUGUUCCGAUUGCGCUGACCUCGACGUCGGCCAUGGCGGGUCUGUACUACGCGAAGACCGUGUACGGACUCAGCCAGCAGCAGCUGCAGAUACAGUCUGCCAGACUCUGAGCCUCUCCUUCCUCCACGGGUCGCGUGCCAGUUGUGUGGUCCCACACAAGGGCACUGAGACCGGCUGGCCCCGCAGUCGCCGCCUCUUCUUAUUCCAGCAUCGUCACUUUGAUUUGUACCCAGUCAUGUACUUUUAUUACACGCAAACUCAGCUUUGUCUUGUCA